AACCAGUAGCCCUUCAACAGCCAAAAUCAUUCCAAACUUGUAGUGUUUUAGAAAGAUGAUGAUGUUGAAACAGUGUUUGUGUAGUGUUAUUUUAGUGUGUGUGCUGUGUUUUUCGAGUUUCGCAUGCGAUGUUAAGGGCGAAGAGAGAGUUAUUGAGGGCACUGUUCGUAUCGAUGGGAGUCGUCCGAUAGCGGAGACCGAUGAGAACUUCGUAUGUGCAACAAUAGACUUAUGGCCAGCUGAAAAGUGUGAUUAUGGAACUUGUGCCUGGGGAAACUCUUCUCUUCUCAAUUUGGAUCUGAAAAAUGUUGUCCUCUUCAAUGCAGUAAAAGCGUUUCACCACUUCGGAUAAGAUUAGGAGGAACUUUGCAAGACAGAUUGAUAUAUCAAACAGACCGUACAGAAGCAUGCACUCCAUUUGUGUACAACACUUCUGAGCUGUACAAUUACACUUUGGGUUGUCUUUCCUUGGACAGAUGGGAUGAAUUAAACUCCUUCUUCACUCGUUCCCGGGCAAUAUUUACUUUCGGACUAAAUGCGCUAAAUGGUCCGGCAAAUGCUACACUUGUUGCCAAGGGCAAUUGGGAUUAUUCGAAUGCUGAAUCGUUUCUUCGUUACACUGUCGAGAAGGGUUACAAUGUGUAUGCUUGGGCCCUUGGGAAUGAAUUAGGUGGAAUCGCAAUAUAUCUAUUCGUGGAUGCGGAGCAGUAUGCCCAAGACACGGUUUCUCUACGUCGAUUAAUAGCAAAAAAUUAUCGACCAAUGAUAAGGGCCCCACGGAUAAUGGCUCCUGAAAAUCUCUUCGAACGUGAUUGGUUUCAACAAUACCUAGAACAAUCACAAGGCUCACUAAGUAUAAGUAGCCAACAUAUCUAUAAUCUUGGCGCAGGAUCUGAUCCGGACCUUAUAAAUAAAAUACUUGAUACAACGGUGCUGAAUAGUGGAGCCGUUCCGCUAUGGAACCUCAAGAACCUUCUGGAAGAAACGGGUACAUCGGCAGUUGGUUGGGUUACCGAGUCUGGAGGAGCUUAUAAUAGUGGUCGUGAUGGAGUAACAAACACCUUUGUCUUUAGUUUUUGGUAUUUGGACAUACUGGGUAUGGCAGCAGCUUAUGAUACAAAGUUGUUUUGUCGACAGACAUUAGUCGGAGGCUACUAUAGUUUACUUGACACCACCACCUUUGUUCCAAAUCCCGAUUACUACGGCGCGCUUCUUUGGCACCGUUUAAUGGGAAAACAUGUUUUGCUGACGAGAUUUGAAGGAAGUAGUAAGAUCCGUGCAUAUGCUCAUUGUGCAAAGAAUUCUCCUGGAGUUGUUGUAUUGCUCAUAAACCUAGACGGCAACACAACUGCCGAGGCAAAGCUUUCAUUGUUCGAAAAUGAUGACGGUGAACGGCUAUUUGAUUUUAGACAAGAGUACCACCUCACCCCUUUGGAAGGAAACAUACAAAGCAAGACCGUUUUACUCAACGGUAAGCCAUUGAUCGUCGAUUCGUCUGGCGCUAUACCUAUCAUGGAACCCGUUGAGGUUAUUGGCUCGAGGCCGAUAACUGUGAAUCCGCAUUCCAUUGUGUUUGUUCACAUUUCAAAUUUCGCCUUCAAAGCGUGCCGAUCCUUUGGUGUCGAAGUACUUUGAUAUCCGUGUUUGUUCGUUUGUUUUAUUGUUUUAUUAUGUACCGUGAUGUAAUGUGUGGUCGAAUAAGAUGCAAAGGCCUUUGUUGCUAUAUGUUUGCAUCAUAGUUGAACUAUUAAUAAAUAUAUCAACUCUGUAACAUAUAUAUAUGUUGGGUGUUUUUCGUAUUUUGUUUCUACCAAAAUUUCGAUAAAUCGAUGAUUCACACCCAUCGUUUCAAUGAUGUUGAUGAAUAAUGAAUGAAAAUGAACAACAUUGUUAUGUAUUAAAUUGUAUUUGUAAAAGGCCAGUUCAUCUAGAAAACAUGUAUCCAAAUUUUUGGGUUGAUU
Erythranthe guttata (spotted monkey flower) is the source of this 1961-nucleotide messenger RNA. RefSeq names its product heparanase-like protein 3. Gene Ontology annotation, cellular component: membrane; plant-type cell wall. Lineage: Eukaryota; Viridiplantae; Streptophyta; Magnoliopsida; Lamiales; Phrymaceae. Gene Ontology annotation, molecular function: beta-glucuronidase activity. The record is from RefSeq and is a predicted model, not a curated record.